AUGGCCCACAUAGGGACGGACCCAACCGCAACAACAUCCACCACAAGAACAAGUGAAACAAAUUCUACUCCAACAGUGGAGACCAAUGAUGACGAAAUAAACGCAGGCAGGACGUCAAGUGGCGUUUACAUCUCCGAGGGUAACGUGACCGAGAUACCCGAUCACACCAAUUCAUGGGGUGAGUGUUGCUCAGGGUGUUCCCCAUAUAUGACCGAACAUGUUUUGAUACUUGACAGGAGUUGUGCAUUUGCUUUAUGCAUUGGGUCAGCGGAUGAGAUAACUAACUGUCUAAUUAUCAUAUGA
Messenger RNA from Dicrocoelium dendriticum, 303 nucleotides. NCBI's taxonomy places the organism in Eukaryota, Metazoa, Platyhelminthes, Trematoda, Plagiorchiida, Dicrocoeliidae. The record is from the annotation of a GenBank genome assembly.